This is a messenger RNA of Striga asiatica, 684 nucleotides long. The record is from the annotation of a GenBank genome assembly. Lineage: Eukaryota; Viridiplantae; Streptophyta; Magnoliopsida; Lamiales; Orobanchaceae.
AUGAUCAAUUCAAAGCAAACUCUAUGUGAUCAGCAGGCGGAAAGUAGACUGGCAUUCGUCAAUUACAUCGAACCUCCCCGGCACCUUUACAGUCGAGAUCAACAAGCCUCUCCUUAUCAGUCGAGCCGCUACGCUCCCCUUCCUCAUCAUUUUUCCGCCCGAAUCAAAACUGUCCGUCUUGCCUUGUCCAGGCCCCGCCUGCCCUUCUUUGACCCGAUCAAAUCUCAUAGAAUCCUCUUAUCUUCGCUGAAAGAAACAAAUUUAUAUUCGAGAGAGGAGCAUGGAGGAGCAUGGGUGAAAUUAGACGGGCAAGAAUGGGUGAUAUUGGGGGACAGCUACUGUCAGUCUGGAGUCAGGCCCGGCGAGAUCCUGGCCAUGCUGGGCCCUUCCGGCAGCGGCAAAACCACCCUCCUGACCGCCCUUGGCGGCCGUCUCUCCGGCAACAUCACCUACAACGGCCGGCCAUUCUCCUCCGCUGCCAAAUUGGCCAUAGGGUUUGUCACCCAAGACGACGUCCUCCACCCUUGCCUAACCAUAGGCGAAACCCUCAUCUACAUGGCCCUAUUACGCCUCCCGUCCAACCUGUCCUCACCCGAGAAAGUUCGCCACGCGGCUGCCGUCGGGGCCCGUCUCGGGCUUUCGAGGUGCUGGGACAGCAUUGUCGGGGGCCCGCUCAUGAGGUGA